CUGGCGGAAGGAUGGCUGCCAGAGCUGCUGUGGUGGGUGCGCGGUCCCUGGAGCCCCUUGAUUUUGGCAGUACUGCUGAUAUUAUUAAACUAAUACCUAAGGAUCUAUUUGCUGAGCUAUGUGAGCGAAUUAUUCAGCAUCUUCACUGUCAGAUCCCAGGUGUAAAUACAGUAGAACUAUGCCAGAGAUUUCAAACAGCUGGAGUUGAAAUGAAUGUUGCUGACCUGGCAAAGAUAAUUAAUGUUGUUUCCUUUUUAUUUGGCACAGCGGCCAAAAACAACCUGUCUGCAGAAGAACUCUCCACUGGUCUGGGUAAUGCAAUCAGUAUGCUGCCAAAACAUGCCGCUCAGGUUAUUCGCCAUAUAUGGAAUGAACAGGGUAAAUCUAUCAUUAUGUCAGAAGAUGCUAGAAAUAUGGCAACAGUGGGACAGAUUAUAGAUAUUCAGUGGAAACUGGGAAUGGCAGUGAGCUCUGACAGCUGUAGGUCUCUUAAGUACCCUUAUGUUACAAUGACGCUAAAAGUGGCAGAGCCUUCGGGCCAGAUAAUGAGCAAGUCUUUUGAAAUGACAAUCCCACAGUUCCAGGACUUCUUCAGACAUUUCAAGGAAAUGGCAGCUGUUCUUGAAACAGUUUAAAUACUUCAAAGACACACUUUACUUGAUCCAAAUAAGCCUUCCUAUCUUGCACAAGUAAUUGUGUCAAUGUUUAAGGAAGGUAUGUAUUCUCAUGGUCUUGUCAGAAUAUUUUCCAAUAGCUUCCUUUUUUUUGGCUCACACUGAAAGCUUUUUUUAUGUAACUUUUCUUCUAAAUAUAUGAAAAAACAAACUCUUGCAAGGUGGCAAUCUGAGUAAAAGUGUAUUUAGCUCUAUUCAGGCAGAAGAUUGUGCUACGUAGCUAAGGACAUGUCACAACCUCAGACUUUUCCUACUGUUCAACAGCGGAAGCUGCGUACUGUAUAUAAACUCUGCAAUGUGGAAACACCUAUGAAAAUGCUAACUGAGGAAACUACUGGAAGAAGUGUAAACCCCAUGUUUACACUUUUCUCUAUAAAAUCAUGCCAUUGAUGUGCACAUGGAAUCAAUUAUAUCAUUAGCUAUGUAGAGUACAUAAAAUUACAGUCAGCAAGCAUAUUGUUAGCCAUGAAGAAUAGUGUUGUCACCGAACUGAUAAAUUCCAGUUCUAUCAAGUAGGUUGGAAGCCUAAUAUUUACUCCCUUUUGUUAAUUAUUGGAGACAUCUUCCAUCAUUCUAUUUAAUAAAUGAUUGUUACUUCAGUGUAAGAUUAGUAUCACUGAAAUAUUUCCAUAAAUCUGGAUUUACCAUCUCCUAUUGCAGUAAAUAUCUCUAGUAACAGAGACCUAAAAACUUCCCUGCACAGAACUAAUAACAUUGACUAAGCAGAAUUUAUAGGGAAGUUUAAAUUUUAAAAAAGUGAACGUGUGUUCAAAAAAUACUUUUGAAGCGAA
Emys orbicularis (European pond turtle) is the source of this 1465-nucleotide messenger RNA. It is a transcript of the gene COMMD6, whose product is annotated as COMM domain containing 6. NCBI's taxonomy places the organism in Eukaryota, Metazoa, Chordata, Testudines, Emydidae. The record is from RefSeq and is a predicted model, not a curated record. The transcript has 7 exons. The coding region runs from base 12 to 635 and encodes 207 amino acids. Gene Ontology annotation, molecular function: NF-kappaB binding.